AAAUGCGAAGACGUGGCGAUGAACUUGAUGUUGAGUUGGCACCGAGUAAAAGACUAAUUAAUUGCGGUUUGACCCCCCAUGUUUUGAACAACUCUCAUUAUAUUCGAACUUCUUCAGAUACAACCAUUAAAGCACUCAAUGAAUUUUUGAUGCAUUUAGCCAAUCAGACAAGUGGGUUUGUCCCAAAACAAUUGACCGAUUUCAUCACAACAGAUCAUGUCGAGUCCAACUUAUGUCACAAUUCUAAUAUUAAUCAAUUUUAUGUAGAUCGACGAUACCGUCUAUGUAAAAUUGACCCGUCUGAAAAUUUGGCAAAUAUUUUUUUCAAUUCAAUUAACUGGGACAAACAUUUGAUCAUUUUCUUUGAUUUGAAGUCAGCAAAUGAGUCAAGUUUGGGAUUAAAUGAAAUUAUUGGCGAGGAAUUAGCUAAUUAUAUUGAACGAUAUGCAAGAACCGAAUCAUUGGAUGUAAUUGUUAUUUUAUUAUGA
This is a messenger RNA of Meloidogyne enterolobii, 488 nucleotides long. The record is from the annotation of a GenBank genome assembly. Lineage: Eukaryota; Metazoa; Nematoda; Chromadorea; Rhabditida; Meloidogynidae.